CGGAAAGGAAGAAUAAGUUUGAUAGUAUUAAUAAACCCAAUAAAUGGAACAGACCAAAACAAACUCCGACUUCUAACAAGGAUCAACCAGAACCUCAGCAGGGCUCUUCGAAGGGGAGAACAGCGUGGACAUGCAUCUUUUGCAAAGGUGAUCAUUACAAUGAUAAGUGCUCUGAAGCUACUACCUUAGCAGAAAGAAAGAAACGACUUGGAAAGAAAUGCUUCAUGUGUUUGAAGUUAGGCCACUUUAUAAAAGACUGCAAGAACAAACGUAAGUGUAGCAUUUGCUGUAGUGAGACACCGCAUAACAGAGCUUUAUGCCAUUUAAAUUUUCAGAAGAAUACUGCAAUGAAGAAACAGUCCUGACGGUUCUAGGAAAGGGAUUCACUACUCUUCAAACUUCUGUUGUUAGGGCUAACCCCCUAGAUGAUAAAAAUAAACAAUAUAAAUAUAGACUUCUUUUAGAUCCAGGCUCUCAGCGCUCCUAUGUCACAUUUCAAACUGCCAAGGAAUUGAAGCUUCCCAUUGAAGAGGAAAGUCAUUUAACUAUAUUUACCUUCGGUGAAGAUCCUCCUAAAGAAAUACAUAGUCCAAUAGUUACUUUACAAUUGCUGUCAAGGACAAAUAAGAAGAUAGUUAUACAAGCCAACUGCGUUGAACGUAUUUCAAGAGGAUACAUACCCACUGUCAAGUUGAAGGACUUACCGGAGUCAUAUAUACUAGCGGAUGACGGCUCGCUAAGCGGACAGGUGCAGAUUCUGGUUGGAAACGAGUACUACUUCAACCUAAUUUACGAGAAGAAAAUACAAUUGGGUAGUAACCUGUUCCUGGUCGAUUCUGCCCUUGGUUGGAUAAUAAGUGGUAGAACAGAACCACAGCUUAGUGACGAGCCCUAUGUAGUGACUUACGCUCAGACUUGUAUAGAAACGAAGCUUCAUCAACCUGACCCACCCCUUUGUGAUGGAGACAUAAAGAGCCUCUGGGAACUAGAAUGUAUAGGUAUUAGUGAUUCACCGAAAGCAACUAGAGAAGAAGAAGCAAUCAAGUAUUUUAAUAAUACCACUCUAAAAUUAAAUAAUCGUUACACGGUAAGCUGGCCGUGGAUAACUUACCCACCGGACUUACCCAAUAAUUAUGGAAUGGCUUUUGGUCGCUUAUCAAGCUUAUUGAAGCGUAUGGAUCAAGGCACGUUGUUAUCAUACGAUGAUACGUUUAAACAACAAUUAGAUAAGGGUAUAAUAGAAGUUGUACUUGCUUCAAGAACGUCAACGGAUAACGUAGUUCACUACCUACCCUUCCAUGGAGUAUGCCAUCGAGGGAAACCUAUGAGAAUAGUUUAUGAUGCUAGCUCCAAGAGCAGCAAAGACACCAAGAGUCUGAACGAAUGUUUAUACAGAGGACCACUCAUGUUAGAAGACCUCACAGGUUUACUCAUUAAAUUUAGAACUCAUCAGAUAGGACUAACCUCGGAUAUUGAAAAGGCGUUCUUACAGAUGGCGUUACACGAAAAGGAUCGUGACGUAACCAGAUUCCUGUGGCUCAAAGAUACCUCUAAACCGAUAUCUCAAGACAACCUAUUACACCUUAGGUUUUGUAGAGUUCCAUUUGGCGUCAUUUCGUCACCGUUUUUGCUAAAUGCAACAAUCAAACACCACCUGUCUAGUGCGGAACAUCAACAAGUCAGACUAAAAGCAAAUGACAUAUAUGUGGACAACUUUGUUUCGGGUUCCAGCACUACAGAUGAAGCGAUGGAGCUCUACAGAAAUCUAAAAGGAUCUUUUCAAGAUAUUUCAAUGUCACUCAGGGAUUGGAGCUCAAAUUCUCGAGAAUUUAUGAAGAAAGUUUCUGAUACAUGUAAAGAAGAUAAAGUAAAGGUACUUGGUUUAGAAUGGGACAUUAAGAAAGAUACUCUUCAGUUGAAACCUAACUUGCAAGAGGAAGCAGUCACAAAAAGAGGAAUACUGAAGACUAUUGCAUCAAUCUAUGAUCCAUGUGGUUAUGCCGUGCCCUAUACUCUAUCAUCUAAACUCUUUCUACAAGGACUCUGGAAGGCUGGAGUGUCGUGGGACUCGCCAUUGUCAAGCGAACUAACAGAAGAGUGGAACGUCAUCAGACAGAACUUAGAAGCCAUUAGGGAAGUGUCAGUGAACAGAUGCUACAUGAAGACACCAGUGGGAAAAGGCUACCAACUACACUGUUUCACUGACGCCUCCCUACAGGCUUAUGCAGCAUCAGUCUUUUUAGUUUGCGGCUCGGGGAAAAGCUUCAUCAUUGGUAAAUCCCGUUUAAUACCAAGUAAAGAUCAGGAGAGUCUCAAGAUACCCCGUCUUGAACUAUUAGGAGUACUGAUUGGCAGUAGAUUGAUAAAGUUCGUUCUUAAAUUCUUCCAGCAGAAGAUAGCAAGGCAAGUCUUGUGGACCGACAGCCAGAUAGUCAUAGAAUGGUGUAAAUCUGACAAACUAUUACCACCUUUCGUUGCCAGGAGGAUAGAAGAGAUCAGAACAAAUAAAGAUCUGGAAAUCAGAUACCUUCCAACAGACCUAAAUCCAGCAGACGUAGGCACCAGACCCACCUGUUCGAGAGAGGACGGGGAGAAAUGGCUGAGUGGUCCACAAUUUAUAGUAGAAGAUCCGAAGACGUGGCCAACUACAUCCGGCAGUGGACCCACCAGUUCUCUCUUGACUGGGGAGGGUCUUGGGAUCCAAGAAGAUGAAGAACUGAUGGAAAUAGAUGAUCCAGAUAUACCUAAUGUUAACCCGGUGGAAACGGAAGAUGGCACAACUGCAAAAGAGAUAAUAAAUCAAGAGAAUGGUCAGAUGCCAGACAAUAAGUUUCAAAAAUUGAAAGAAAUUCAAGCAGAGUAUUUUCCUCUAGAAGUAGAGGGAAAAGUAACUAGUUUAAGUUUGAAUUUAGGCAUAUUUAAAGAUAUAGAUGAGUUACUGAGGUGCAAAGGUCGUAUGAAACACACAAACUGGUCAUUUGACAAACGCUAUCCUAUACUUAUUCCAAAAAAUUCAGAUUUCACCAACGAAAUUAUAAUAAAGACUCAUCAAGAAAAUAAACAUGUUGGAGUGAGUCACACGUUAGACAAGAUAAGGGAAACAUACUGGAUUCCACAAGGAAGAAGCCAAGUUCAAAGGAUCCUGAAGAAAUGCCCUGAAUGUAUGAGACAUGACGGAGGGCCAUAUAGACUACCGGAAACUCCUGCUUUACCGAAAGAGAGAGUCAACUAUAGUUCUCCAUUUACAUACGUUGGUACCGACUACCUGGGACCACUUCUAGUUAACAAUGGGAAUGGCAAUUGCAAAAGGUGGAUUAGCCUUUAUACAUGUUUGGCUGUAAGAGCCAUUCACCUAGAAGUUGUAAAGGACCUAACAGCGGAAGAAGGUUUAUUGGCCUUACGCAGGAUGAUUUCAACAAGAGGAGUGCCUAUCUUGAUAACGUCUGACAACGCAGCUCACUUUAAGUUACUCUCGGAGAUUCUUCAGAAUCCAUACUGCGUAGAUAAAGAAAUAAAAUGGAAAUUUAUACCACAGUUAGCACCAUGGCAUGGAGGAUUCUACGAGAGAUUAGUCGGAUUGGUUAAGAACUGUAUGAAGAAAACUUUACAGAAACAUUUAUUGAAUGACAGCCAGCUGGUUACAGUGGUUAAAGAAAUAGAAGCGGUUCUUAACACAAGACCUUUAACUUACGUGGACUCGGAGCCUGAUCAUGUAUUAAAACCUUCAGACUUUCUUACCAUGGGAAAAUGUAUCAUUAUGGAAACGUCAGGAAAGGAUCCUACUACGUCACAAGGAACGGUGACUAAAGACAAUUUAAUUAAAGGUUGGAAGAAAGCACAGAUAAUUCUAAGAGAAUUUAAAGAGAUGUUCGAGAACCGGUAUCUCCUAAAUUUGAGAGAAAGAUAUUCCCACCAUCCUAAAGAACCUAGGGUAAUAUCCAAGUUGGCUCCAAAGAUAGGUCAAAUCGUGCAGAUCAAAGGUGACACGAAGAACAGAGUCAAUUGGAAAGUUGGGAAAAUAGUAUCUUUAAGAAAAGGCGCCGACGGUUUAUGUAGGGUUGCCACGGUACGAGUAGGAGAUACAGAGUAUACAAGAUCUAUCGCGCAUCUCUACCCGUUAGAGAUCGAAGAUGGAGAAGAACAGUGUAAACAAACAUCAUCUUACGACGAAAGCGCAGAAGAACCUCUGCAACUUCCUAAUCUACCCCGUUCGUCACGCAGAGAUGACAUGACGGUGGAUUCCGUCAACGAUGUUGCCGAAUCCGAGUCUCUUUCUGAGCAAAGAUGCACGCAAGCAGUCAGAGAUAAGCCAGAAGAAGAAGUACAACCUUAUGCCUCGCCAGUAGAGGGAAGGAGUUCCUCUCAACGAAUCCUAGAGCCUAUGUAUAGUGAGUCAAACGAGCCUAAGCCUAAGUCUAUGUCCGAACCAGAACCGUUCGCGGUCGUCGACCUCGAAUCUUACGAGCACACUAAGCCAGAAUCACACAACCUGGAGGAGGUUACGCUAGGCAACGAGUCAAGACCUAAGAGAGCCGCAGCUCUUCGAGCCCUUGAGAAGAUCAAAGAAUGGACCAGCAAUCUAGUCGCCCUAUUCCUGCCUGUGUUGGGGAGUGUCGCGACGGACGCGAAAAUCCGAUGCCACAAUACUAAUUCACCUGCGGCAACACCGAACAGCGCCCUCUAUGUGGAACUGUGAUCUCGGGUGUCAUACAUUCAGCCGCCUUAAGAUAAGCGAAGCAGAUUAAGGCUCCUCUGGCCCAGGAGUUGAGGUGCAGAGAGAGUGAGGAUGAAGAGUCCCUUAUGGGAUAUGAAGGUAUGUAUGCGAUGCAUUCUAUUUCCCAAUUAGAUCCCCCCAUAUAAUAAGCAUAUAUAUAUAAGUUGCCGCCUUUCCCCUCUUUACGGUCUCAUUUAUAUACCGUAGGCGGCUAGGGGAGAGGC
Messenger RNA from Cydia pomonella (codling moth), 4938 nucleotides. RefSeq lists its product as uncharacterized. Gene Ontology annotation, biological process: DNA integration. Gene Ontology annotation, molecular function: nucleic acid binding. NCBI's taxonomy places the organism in Eukaryota, Metazoa, Arthropoda, Insecta, Lepidoptera, Tortricidae. The transcript is spliced from 2 exons. The coding region runs from base 317 to 4696 and encodes 1459 amino acids. The record is from RefSeq and is a predicted model, not a curated record.